Molecule: messenger RNA, 3143 nt
Organism: Ziziphus jujuba (common jujube)
Lineage: Eukaryota; Viridiplantae; Streptophyta; Magnoliopsida; Rosales; Rhamnaceae
Exons: 20
Coding region: 578-2701 (707 amino acids)
Biological process (GO): protein phosphorylation
Molecular function (GO): ATP binding; protein kinase activity; protein serine/threonine kinase activator activity
Source: RefSeq, a predicted model, not a curated record
GGAUUCCUGCAUACAAACGUUUUCUCACAAGCUCGAGGGGCGAUCCGAUUGCCUCGCUUUUUUAUUUUCUCUCUCCCCAAACACUCUUUUUUUAAUUUUUAAUUAUAAUGUUUUUAAAUUUUUUUUGAGAUUUUAUUUUAUUUUAGUUUUAUUAACUUUCUUAAUUCACGGGAAAAGCUGGUUGUCAACAACCUCGUCAUCGUUGGAAACUUGGAAUUGAAUGAUAUGAAUGCCUUUUCUUAGCUUUUCCUUUUUCUUUCCUUUCUUUUCACUCUCUCUCUCUCUCUCCCUUUAUUUAUUAUUAUUUUUCCUUCCUCAUCACGUGACGUCCUUCUACUUUCCAUUAUUUCCAAUCCAAAUCUCCAAACAGCUUUUCUUCUUCUUCAUCUGUGUUUUUUCUGAAUUUUGUUGAUUUGAUUUUUUAUUAUUUAUUUUUGGAUUGUUUUUAUGAAUAUCCGGAUCUUCAAUGAGCUGCAUUUAUGAGCCUUGUUUUCUCGGACGAGAGACAGAGAGGAAUUAAAUUACAAAAAAUAUAAAAAAAAAGGAAGAAGGAAAAAAAAAAAAAAAAGAAAGAAGAAUGGAGAAGAAGAAGUAUCCGAUUGGACCGGAGCAUUACACACUGUAUGAGGAGGUAGGACAAGGUGUUAGCGCUUCGGUUCACCGUGCUCUUUGUAAGCCCUUCAAUGAGAUCGUCGCUAUCAAAAUUCUCGAUUUUGAACGUGAUAAUUGUGAUCUGAAUAAUAUUUCUCGGGAAGCACAAACUAUGAUCCUGGUUGACCACCCUAAUGUACUGAAAUCGCACUGUUCCUUCGUUAGCGAUCAUAAUUUGUGGGUUGUGAUGCCAUAUAUGGCCGGGGGAUCUUGUCUUCACAUAUUGAAGGCUGCAUACCCAGAAGGUUUUGAGGAGGUAGUUAUAGCCACUGUAUUGCGUGAGGUGUUGAAAGGUUUAGAGUAUCUUCAUCAUCAUGGCCACAUACAUCGGGAUGUCAAAGCUGGGAAUAUUCUCAUGGAUUCACGUGGUGCAGUAAAGCUGGGAGAUUUUGGUGUCUCUGCUUGCCUUUUUGAUUCAGGGGAUAGGCAACGAAUGAGAAAUACAUUUGUGGGGACACCUUGCUGGAUGGCACCUGAGGUUAUGGAGCAACUACAUGGUUAUGACUUCAAGGCUGAUAUCUGGUCUUUUGGUAUAACAGCACUGGAGCUUGCUCAUGGUCAUGCGCCUUUCUCAAAGUAUCCUCCAAUGAAGGUACUUCUUAUGACAUUGCAAAAUGCACCUCCUGGCCUUGAUUAUGAAAGUGAUAGGAAGUUCUCUAAGUCUUUUAAGCAGAUGAUUGCAAGUUGCUUGGUUAAGGAUCCUUCAAAACGGCCUACUGCAAAGAAGUUGCUAAAACAUUCAUUCUUCAAACAAGCUCGGUCAAAUGAUUAUAUUGCAAGGACACUUUUGGAGGGGCUUCCUGCUCUUGGUGAUCGUAUCAAGGCAUUGAAGAGAAAGGAAGAAGAUAUGCUUGCACAGAAGAAGAUGCCAGAUGGGCAGAAGGAAGAGCUAUCACAGAACGAAUACAAACGGGGAAUCAGCGGUUGGAAUUUCAAUCUUGAAGAUGUAAAGGCUCAAGCUUCCCUGAUACAGGAUGUUGAUGACCCUAUAGGUUAUAAUAGUAAUAUUGGGAGCUCAAAUUCCUUGUCUUCUCUUGAUGUGCAUGAAAAGCAAUCAAUGUGCCAGAACUUUUCUCAAGUUGCAGACUUGGAGCAUAAUUAUGUGCCUCAGGACCAACCAGCUCCUGUCCAAUUAGUUGAUUCGACUUUUUAUGAUGCCAAAAGUAGGUGUUACAAAUCCGAUGAUGAAUAUAGCGUAGCUAGUUCAAGCCAUGAGCAGCUCAUUUCACAAAAUUCUUCACCCUGUAAUGAUGAGCAUGUUGAAACAAAUCCAGAUGAAAAGCCUGAUUCGGAGAACAAUGGAAAAUUUUUGGAGGCCAUGGCUGUGCAUUCCCAGCAACGAAGGGAAUGUUCUGUGGGCAGCAGCACUUCAACAGAAGCAAAUCAACCAAAUAAAGGAGAAAGUGAUAAGUUGCAAGGUCAACCCCAGACUAUUUCAAAUUGUCAUGCAGCAGCAGUUUCACAGCCAGUAGAAGAUGUUCUUUCUGAAGUUUCUUCUAGAGUAUCUAAAGCAACAGCAAGCAGUGAUGAAAUUGAUGAGAAAGCAAAAGCACCCGUUGUUCAGCAGAAAGGACGUUUCAAAGUCACAUCUGAGAAUGUUGACAUAGAAAAGGUGGUCCCUGCUCCUAUAUUGCAAAAGAGUCACAGCAUGCAGGUAAUUACUCCACAUCCUCAAAUUCCUGUACCAUUACCUCAACCAACACCUAUUCCAUCAACUCUAUCAUCACCUUCUAGUGCUAUUCCGUCAACUCAAUCUAGCAGUUCUCUUUUCCCGUUGUUGAACUCUGUUUUACAAGCCAAUAUAAUUCAAAGGGAAAGUAUUUUGAUUUUGAUGAAGCAAGUUGCUGCUGGUGACCCUACAGCUAAUCGUGCAGCUGAUGGAGGAAGCACACAGGCACACACUUUUAUGACAGAAAAAUCUUUGCUUGAAGCAGCACAUGAGAGGGAAAAAGAGUUACUUAAUGAAAUAACUGAUUUGCAAUGGAGGCUCAUAUGUGCCCAAGAUGAGCUCCAAAAAUUUAAAACAGAAAAUGCAAAGGUUAAUAUAUGAUUGUACUUUCCUCGGAGAUAUUUAGAUCCCCAUGUUUGAGUUUUGCGGAUUAAGAUUCUAACACAGUAUUUCAGGUAUGAUAUUCGAAUUGUCCGACCGAUGCCUGAAUGGAGGGAACAAAUUUUUCAGAUCCUGUCAUAAUGACAGAAACCAAAAAAAGAAAAAAAAGAAAAAAAAAAAGGGAUUAAAAUAACUAAAUAGGUGAUCAUUAACUUGAGGUUGAUAUUGCUUGUACUAUAGAUAUGUUUAAUUUGUAGCAGGUUAAGAAACUUAUUUUAUAGCUGCCUUAAUUGGCUUAGUUUCGCUGAUGAUAUUAACUUGUGUACAUGAUUUUAGUGUUAAUUUUUAUUUCUCAAUUUGUAAAUUGUAAAUAUUCAAUUCCAUGUGUAGGUAAUACAUUCAUACAUAUACAUAUACAUAUAUGAAAAAUAUAUUUUUAUAA